AGCUGCAGCAGCAGGAGCGCAACGCAGACCGUCGCAGGGCGCAAUCUUCCCGGUUUCACCAGAGACACCUCGCCCGCUCCGCCCGUGCACCAGCCUCUCUCCCAGCCCGACGCCAUGCCCAACUUCGCUGGCACCUGGAAGAUGCGGAGCAGUGAGAAUUUCGACGAGCUUCUCAAAGCGCUGGGCGUGAAUGCCAUGCUGAGGAAGGUGGCCGUGGCCGCAGCCUCCAAGCCGCACGUGGAGAUCCGCCAGGACGGGGACCAGUUCUACAUCAAGACCGCCACCACCGUGCGCACCACCGAGAUCAACUUCAAGGUUGGCGAGGGCUUCGAUGAGGAGACGGUGGAUGGACGCAAGUGCCGGAGUUUGCCCACUUGGGAGAAUGAAAAUAAAAUCUACUGCACACAAACUCUGGUGGAGGGCAAUGGCCCGAAGACAUACUGGACCCGGGAGCUGGCCAAUGACGAGCUGAUUUUGACUUUCGGUGCCGAUGACGUCGUGUGCACAAGAAUUUAUGUCAGGGAGUAAAAAGAAGAUGGUCUGGUCUGGUCCUGGGGUUGGGGAGGGGGGAGUAGAAUGAAGGCAUGUGAACCCAUACUUUGUGAGGGGCUAACUCCUUAGGGGACCUGGGACCACCCGUUCCUGAAGCAGCCAUGAAUGUGAAUCCGACUUCAGAAGAGAAGCCCUACCAGCUGACAUUAGGUGUAUUCCUUGGUUUUCUUUCCCGUACCCAAAACAGUCGUGUUCUCUUCUAAGAUGUCACUCUUCUCGUGUAUUCAUUCACCACUUUGUAUCUUGGAAUUGGAGUGGUUUGAUUACUCAUUAAAUUUG
Vombatus ursinus (common wombat) is the source of this 831-nucleotide messenger RNA. It is a transcript of the gene CRABP1, whose product is annotated as cellular retinoic acid binding protein 1. Gene Ontology annotation, cellular component: nucleus; cytosol. Gene Ontology annotation, molecular function: fatty acid binding. Gene Ontology annotation, biological process: fatty acid transport. The record is from RefSeq and is a predicted model, not a curated record. Lineage: Eukaryota; Metazoa; Chordata; Mammalia; Diprotodontia; Vombatidae. The coding region runs from base 115 to 528 and encodes 137 amino acids. The transcript is spliced from 5 exons.